AUUAUAUGUAACAAAGACCCACAUUCUAAUAAGAAGACUAGAUCAUCGUAAUUAACAUAACGGUAUUUAAAAAAUACACUUUCACAAGAUAAAAGAUGAGGGCAACCCGCAGGUUUUAGAUUCUCUAAAAUAGGUUCCUUAGUUUCUUUUCAUUCUCAUUCAGAUCGUUGCACAGUAACAAUGAAUUUCUCGACUUUUGUGCUCUUAAUUGUAGUCUUUAUUAAUCACAGCAGAAUACGUUAUAAAGUCUCAGCAACGACAGAAAAUGUAAAAGUGACACGUAGAUCAUUAGGAAUAACUACCGACAGCGACGACGUUCAAACAUCAGAGAAAGAAAUCUCUCAGAUGGAUAUAUAUUCGAAACAAAACUUGAUAAAAUUACAAGAAUUAGAAAGAAUUGCGAAUACAGAAUUUGACGGUUCAAAUAGAAAAUCUAAAAUUUUAAGAAGUUUAGCUUUUCUAGCUGGUUUAAGUGUCGGUGGUUUAGCAGGUGCAGCAUCAUCCGAUAUAAAAACCUAUACUAAAUUGCCACCGUUAAGUGUGAACGUCGAUGCUUCUCGAAUUUCACCUCAAGUCGCUGCAAUUUAUGAUCCUUAUCCUUAUGUGUCAUAUCCUUCUAUAUUUGCCACUUCUUUAGGAGUUUAUCCGUUUUGGGAUUUACUACGAUUACUAUCAACCAAUGGAUUAAAAUUCAAUCCGCUAAACAAUAAUGAUGAGUGUGUACAAGAAGCACAGAAAAUUGAGAGCAUCAGAGCACCGAGCAACGCUGAUAGUGACAAGAAUAAAGAAUCGGAAGUGAAAAACGAUCGAAACGUGGAAGAAAAGAUGGCAUCACCUAGUAUUGUAUGCAUUAUGCAAAAAAGAGUUAAUGAAAAACAAAGCUCGGUGAAAAAUGUUAUCAAAAAAAAUAUUAAUGAUUUGUCAGCGACCUCAGGACGACAAUCUCUAAAUAAAACAACUUCGACGAAUACUACGCAAAAUUCAACGACGGAUAAUCAAACAAAUCCACCAUCUUAUGGUUAUUACUACGGUGGAUAUCCACAAAACAUAAAUCACAUCGAUGUGACUACAAAUUCAUAUGAAUAUCCAUAUCACGAUUACGAACAUAUUAAUUAUAAUUUACCUCCCUAUGAUAAACCAGAGAAUUUUUAUUCAGAUAAAUAUCAUUAUUAUCCUGUUCCUGUUGAUUCUUAUCCGUCAAGUCAAUUUCACCAAGAACGAAUUCCUGGAUACUUGCCUGGUGAUUACAAAAAAUUCUUGUAUACUUCAGAUAAUAUACCACCAGUAUACACCAACAGUGAUUUUAGACCUCUGGUGUAGGGAUACUGUAUUCACUGCGUAACCAUGUAAAACAUGUUUAUAACAAAAAUGAUAAAUAAAACUUUUUACUUGCAAAUUAUUAAAAUAAUUUUUACGAAAUAUUUUACAGCAUGUAACUAAGCAUUUUAUUCAAUUAAAUAAAAGGAUUAUUUCUAUUAAUAGUAAUAGCACAGAUGAGAUAUACGAAACAUAGAAGGCUCAUAUAUUUCAUCUGUGGUAAUAGUAGUAGAGUAAUAUUGUUAAUAGAAAUAAUUACAUUCUUCAUGAUUAACAAUGUUAUUGACUAUCUAUAACGCUGGAUAUAUUAAUAAUUGCGGAUUGCUUUAUUAAACUGUUUCUCUGACAAACAUAUUGCCUUAUA
This is a messenger RNA of Frieseomelitta varia, 1681 nucleotides long. RefSeq lists its product as uncharacterized. Lineage: Eukaryota; Metazoa; Arthropoda; Insecta; Hymenoptera; Apidae. The record is from RefSeq and is a predicted model, not a curated record. The coding region runs from base 181 to 1320 and encodes 379 amino acids. The transcript is spliced from 3 exons.